UAAUUGAUAUUUUUGUUUUGUUUUUUUUUCCGACGUUUGAUGUUAACUCACACUAAGCUUUCUAGUCACCACGUGUCUCACCCGCAGGCGGCGUGCUGGCCCGGUGGGCGGUGGCGCGCGCCAUCUACCCUUACAUGGUGUCUAUUGGGCUGGUGUACUUCACGACGCUGAGUCUGUACCCCGGCAUCGCGUCUGAAGUGCCGUCCUGCAGGCUCGGAUCCUGGAUGCCGAUUAUACUCAUGUCGGCGUUCAAUCUGUUCGACUUCAUUGGGAAGAUAGCAGCAGCGUGGCCGUACGAAUGGAGCCGCAGCCAGCUGCUGAUGGCCAGCGGCGUGCGGCUGCUGUUAGUACCCUUGUUACUGCUGUGCGCAGCCCCAAGGCACUCCCCGCAUAUCGUUGGAGAUGAUGUAAUGAUAGCAGCGGCGUGGCCGUACGAGUGGAGCCGCAGCCAGCUGCUGAUGGCCAGCGGCGUGCGGCUGCUGUUGGUACCUUUGUUACUGCUGUGCGCGGCUCCGAGGCACUCCCCGUAUAUCUUUGGAGAC
Messenger RNA from Ostrinia furnacalis (Asian corn borer), 542 nucleotides. RefSeq names its product equilibrative nucleoside transporter 4-like. The annotation marks the transcript as partial. NCBI's taxonomy places the organism in Eukaryota, Metazoa, Arthropoda, Insecta, Lepidoptera, Crambidae. Gene Ontology annotation, cellular component: plasma membrane. The transcript has 3 exons. Gene Ontology annotation, molecular function: nucleoside transmembrane transporter activity; monoamine transmembrane transporter activity. The record is from RefSeq and is a predicted model, not a curated record. Gene Ontology annotation, biological process: nucleoside transmembrane transport.